AAAAAAACAGCAAAGGCCGAAAUUCAGGUUUGGUAGGUGGAAAUUCAGUUAUAAAUGUCUGGGUGAUGGCAGUGGGAGAGGGGUCAGCAAUGGGGAAAUAGUUUGACAGUAAGGGACAUGAGACUGGGGGUUUGGGGUUGUCUAAAGAGACAGUCUCUGUGUGCACACCGAGCGAGUUUUUCAGAGUGAAUCCCAAAAUACAGAAAUCUACAGUUUAACCCUGUGUGUGCCAGACAGAGCUAUUUCUAGUGUGUUAGUGCAGUGCUGUUUGGGUAAAGCUGUGUAGAUGCAGUUUGUUAGUGCACAGGGCUGGCGCGUCCUUUUGGCAUAUUAGGCGGCCAGCUAGGGCACUUCUCAAGGGGGGCGCCAGCAGCAGCUUUACUGCUGAUUUGGGCUGCCUCCCCUCUAUUUGGGUUAAAGUCUGUAGUUCAUGCCGCAGGUGAUGGCACCGGGCGCUAGGGAGCACUUACAUAGCUGCAGACUAGCGCCCGGUGCCAUCAACCUCAGACCGCAAAGUUCACAGAGCCGCCCCCCACCUCUCAUGACGGCAGCGCACAGGCGCAUUGUUCGAUCCCUCCCAGCCUUCCCCUGCACUCGGGGUCAAGUGGACGGGAGGAUAGCGGAGGCAGAGCUGAGAGAGAGUGGAGGCAGCCAGGCGCAGUCCAGAAGCCUGGGACACACGGAGAGACUGAUUCAUUGUGAAAUGAAAGGAAGAGGGGCACUUACUAGUGUGUGUGUUUUAAAGAAUGUGUAUCAGUCUGUUUGUGUAUGCUUGGAUCGGUGUGUGUGUCUGCUUAGGUCAGUACAUGUGCGUCUGUUUGAGGCAGUGUGUGUCUACUUUGAACAGUGUGUGCGCAUCUGCUUGGGUCAGUGUCUCUGUGUCUCUUUGGGUUAGCAUGUGUGUGCUUGGGUCAGUGUGUGAGUGUGUCUGCUUGGGUCAGUGUGUGUAUGUGUCUGCUUGGGUCAGUGUGUGAGUGUGUCUGCUUGGGUCAGUGUGUGUAUGUGUCUGCUUGGGUCAGUGUGUGUAUGUGUCUGAUUGGGUCAGUGUGUGUGUGUCUGCAUGGCAGUCUACAUGAGUCAGUGUAUCCCUGCUUGGGUCAGUGUGUGUCUGUCACUCUGCACGAGUCAGUGAAUUUGUGUGCAUUGGUCACUGAUUCUGAUUGUGUGGACCAUUGAGUGUAAGUGAGUGAAUGAGUGUGUGCGUGAGUGUGUGUAUGUUUGUGUCAGUGACUGCAUUUGGACGUGAAGGACCAUUUUAAUUUUUUUGUUAAAUCAAUACUUUUAGAGGAGCACUAUAGUGUUAGGAAUAUAAACCUGUAUUCUGAAUAAUAUAGUGUCUCUGUCCCUGCAUAGAUUCAAGCCAGGGGCUCACAAUACCACACGAAUGGGGCGGCUAUUUUUUUUUUUGCCUAGGGCGGCUGAAAUCCUUGCACGGGCCCUGUUAGUGCAGUGCUGUUUGGUUAAAACUGUGUAGAUGCAGUGCUGGUAAUGCAGUGUGUUAGUGCAAAGCUGUGUAGAUGCAGUGCAUUAGUGCAGUGCUGUUUGGGUAAAGCUGUGUAGAUGCAGUGCUGGUAAUAUAGUGUGUUAGUGCAGUGCUGUUUGGGUAAAGCUGUGUAGAUACAGUUAGUUCACUGCUGAUAGGGUAAAGCUGUGUAGAUGCUGUGCUGGUAAUGGAGUGCUGUAAGGUUACAGCUGUGUCGAUGCAGUAUGUUAGUUCAGUGCUGUUUGGGUAAAGCUGUAUAGAUGCAGUGCUGGUAAUGCAGUGUGUUAGUGCAGUGCUGUUUUGGUAAAGCUGUUGAGAUUCAGUCUCAGUAAUGCAGUGAGUUAGUGAAGUUUGGAUAUGGUAGAACCAUAGAGAUUUAGUGCCAGUAAUGCAGUGUAUCAAUGCAUGAUAGGGCGGAGCUACAGAGAUGCAGUAUUGGUAAUGCAGCGUGUUAGUGCUGUGCUGAUAGGGUAGAGCUAUAGAGAUGCAGUGCUGAUUGGGCAGAGCUAUGGGAAUGCAGUGAUAGUGAGUGCAGUGCUGAUAGCAGUCAUGGCUGUCUUUAGAUUAUCAAGCAGUUGCACUCAUCCUAGGUUCAUUAAUCCAUGAUAAUUAUUCCAUAGAUGUCCAUUUAUUAUCCUCAUCAAACCCUUCCCGUUAUUUAAUUCCAGAAACUGUCCUAUUACCAAAGGAGAAAAUGACGAAUAAAGUAAUUGGAAUAUUCUCAAGGGAAAGCGACGACACAUACAAAUGGUUAUCUGACUAUCUCCAGUCUCUCCCCAGAGUUCGGGAAGUUAAUAAAAUUUACAUUGGUAAUAACAGCUCCCAAAUGUUUAACGAGGGACUCCAUUCAAGCCAUUUUGCCAUUUUGUAUCAUUCGAAGAACAGAGGAAGAAUUAAUAUCACGGAUGUGACAGACUCUCUGUAUGAUAAGGAACUGGAGAAAUUGUCAAAUAAGCUCGGUAAGAGGGAUGACGUGGGAUAACAUGAGAUAACACGGGAUCACAUAGGCUAACAUGGAAUAAUGGGAUAACACAGGCUAACUUGAGAUAAAACACGAUGACACAAGAUGCAUGGAAUAACACAGGAUUACAUGGGGUAACACAGGAUAGUCACGGCAAGGGUGCCUAAAUCAUUUAUUGCACUAUGGAAUAUUGUCCUUUAAUGUAAUUUGGGUAAUAAAUUAAGGUCCCGCUGGCCUGGCAGAGAUGGUAUUGUCAAUGUCAAAAGAUGCAAGGUGUGAGAUUCUACACUUGAAAAGCCUGAUGUCUAGCUUCAGCCAUUUGGCCUGUACCUUUUCAUUGAUGAGAGGAUUUCUUUGAUAUGUUAAUGAUCAUAAGCCUUUUGUUCAAGUAUCAUAUCCAAAAGAAACAGUAAUAUGUACCCACAUAAUAAUGAAGCCUCAUUUUUUUAUAUUUAGAAUAGGACAAACACCAUGUUCUCAACAAGCCCAAACAUAAAAGCAUUACUUAACCACAUAGGAAAGGAUUGUGAUGUCAAUUAUAUUGGGUCACAAGUAAGGUGUGUGACAUAUCUAUGGAAUGGAAAAAUAAUAAAUUAAUAGAUGCAAUUAUUAUUUCUGGGCCUGGUACAUAAGAGAAGAUAGAGCCAAAUGUUUUCAUUUGGAUUGAUGGGGGUCUGGACACAAGGGGGUGGUCGCUUAGUGUCUCUACGCCUUAACUCCACCUCUGGGUGAGGCGUGGUAAUCCACAAGGUAUAUCUUUAAUGAAACUGAAGUAUGCCUGGUAAUUUCUUGGGAAUCUAAUUCUAAGCAAUUCACCAUCUUUCCUACCAGAGACCCCCUGGGGCAGAAGUGUUACUUUGAGUAAGUGAUAGGUGAUAGGGACUUCUGUUAUUUUAUCCCUUUUGUUUUUAUCUGUUGUUGGUGUAAAUAAUUUGUUUAUCAUCUAUUUUUUGUAUGCACUGUGACCAUUCUUGUUGCUCAUAAUAAAUAUUCCUAUAUUAAGUUUUGCCUUUGUCUGAUGAAAGAAUCACAUUACCUGAAGAGACUAAUUAGUAUUUUGCAAUUACAUAGAUAUUGUGCUAAGUUAUAUUUGGUGGCUUUUUAUUAUUGAUUUAACUGGGAGACCACGGCACCCCAUUUAUAAAUUGUCUUGGUGGUGGCAGAGUUAAAAUAGUAAAGGUUAUAUUAUUAUGUUUAAGUGUGGGUGGUGUUAAGGGGGAUUUUGUUAUUAUUUCCGGUCUAGUGCAGACAAGUAGUGAACUUUAACCCUUUCACAACUACGUCACGCACACUGUUGACUCCCCAAUGAUUACAUGGGGUAACACCGGAUAGCACAAGGUAACACAGAAUAACAUGGGACGACACAGGAUUACAUGGGAAGAUACAAGAUAACACAAGAUAACACAGAAUAACAUGGGAUACCAUGUUAGCUUACUCUGUGAUACAUGUACCAUAAUAGGUGCAUGUAUAUGUACAUUUAAGAACUUUAUACCUAUAAAAAAAAAAGACUGGCUCUCAUUCUAAUAUAAUAUCUCAUGGAUGGGGGUUCCUGUAAAAACAUCUGCCUAAAGGUCAGUACUGACUGCGCCAGGUGCCCACUUACCUUUCAUUUACCAGAGAAUUAAUUAAAAUGUUUUUUCAGAUCAGCUUUUUAUGCCCAGUUCAGCAUUGCAGCUAACUGAUGUAAAACAUCUUCAAAAAAACUAACCACAAGAAGUCAUUAAAGUCACUGUUAUAGUGAAUAUAAAUACUCAUCAAAUGUGUCACAGUUUACCGGGAGUUGGAGCCCAGGUGCAGGAGAUGGCACAAGGAGGCAAAACUAAAGAACAGUACUGAUGAAGGGGACAUCCAAAGGCAGGGUGAGGCGAGAAGCAGAAGUCAGGGCAGCGGAAUAUCAUAGUCGGUAAGGCAAGCAGAGGUCAAAGUCCAGGAAACCAGUCAGCAAGGUAGCCUACAUCCAGCAGAAAACACAAACAAUCAGAUACUAGGCCUCAGGCAGAACUGGGUUUUACAGCCUGUUGAUUAGGAACAGCUGAGUCUAAUUGGUAAAGGGCUGCAGGUGGAUUAAUAAUCUAGACAUUUCACAGUUUGUCUGUCAUUAUAGGGAAGAAAAGAGUCAUAGUGGUGGUUGACAACUUGGAGGACAGCAGCAAUGCAAAGAAAACGUUGAUACUGGAGAAACAGCCAACUAUUGCAAGAUUGGCCACAGAACUCUUCCUCUUCAGCACAGAGGAGAUGGCAACUUUUGAUAAGGAAUCUCCAAGUCAACAUUCAAGUAGUCCCAGAGCCCAGAAGCUGUUAAACAUGGAAGAAAUAAUAUUUGGAAAAGGUUAGAAAGAACCCUAUCUAAGGAUGACAAAUUUCUUAAUGCCACUAAAUGUGUCUGUAGUGUACGCAUUCACACAAAGAUUCAUAAAACACGAGGUCGAUCAUUCCCAAACAGUAAAUGUCACAGAGGUAAACUGACAAUCGGGGCUGCUCACUGGAGUGGGAAGGUUCCUUCAAAAUUUUGGAAAAUCCACCAAACUCAAACUAUAGAUAUUUUCUAAGGGUAAUUUGGUGGCACAUUCUGAACUCUGGAUAUGGGGCGUGAUUGAUGUAGUCAUUUUUGUUUUGCACUUGUUUAGUGCACUUUUACUUAUAUUGCACAUUUAAGCAUUUUUUUGCUCAUGUGAAAUGUCACUUUAAUUAGGGUGAAGUUGUAUAUUGUGUAUUACAAUUUCACUCUAUUUGUGUGUUAUAAAUUAAUAUAUCUUAAAGACACAGUGCACCUUAAAUUUAUAGUUUAUUCAGUACAGUGUGUUUUUUGGGCUAGUGCAUUUUAAGGUGUUGCUUUUUUUGCAUUUAUUUAUUUAUUUAUUUAAAUAUCAACUUUCAGUACCUUAUUCACUCGUUUAUUACUAUUAUCUUUCUGUAAUUGACUGCAUGAUCCUCUAAUCAUCAUUAGCAGGCCCGAAUUCCCAGGGUGAUCCCAGGGCCCUAACUUUAUCUCCACAAUCCUAUUUCUAUAAAUAGGAUUGUGGAGAUAAAAAUCAUAAUUGUAUGUCUCUUUAUUUAUUGCAGCACCAAAAAUGUCUACAAAACACAAGAAUAACAUGGACACUCCAAAGCACAGUAAAAAAGUAAAAGGUGAGUCAGAACAAUAGUCACCUGGGAUUCAGAUCACAUGGUUGGACGCUCAUUCAGAAAACAGGCAUCAACUCCUCCAUACACCAUCAGUAGGCCCAAUUUCCCCAUUCUACCCCUUGCUGACCCCAGGGCCCUAACUUUAUCUCCGCAAUCCAGCCCUGCCUUCUCAGUGCUAUGCAAUAUCGAAAAUGAAAAAGAUUGAACACGACUGGUUACUGCAAAACAUAGCUUGAUAAUCAUAUUGUUGUGUCUAUUUACAACCGUGAUAGGACGUUCAAAAAAAAAAACGAGCAUGGUCACCCCAAAACAUGGUGAAGAAGUAAAACGAGAUACAGAAGAAGAUACAGAUCGUGUGGGAGUACCGUCAGCUUCAGAUGUUUCCAAAGGUCAGACAACCGUAGCUUCCAAACACCAUUAGUAGGCCCAGCUUCCCCCUUUGCCACUCGGUGACCCCAGGGCACUAAGUAUAUCUCCCCAAUCCAACCCUGCCUCCUCAAAACAUUAAACAUGACUGAUUUCUACAAAACUCUGGGAUUUAUAAUCAUGUUUUUAUGUCUCUUUAUUUAUUGCAGCAUCAAAAAUGUCUACAAAACACAAGAAUAACAUGGACACUCCAAAGCAUAGUAAAAAGAUAAAAGGUGAGUCAGAACAAUAGUCAUCUGGGAUUCAGAUCACAUAGUUGAACGCUCAUUCAGAAAACAGGCAUCAGUAGGCCCAAUAAAAGAUGAAUCAGAAGAUAGGUGUGAAAUCUCUAUGACAGAUCGUGUGGUUGUACAGUCAGAAAAUAUGCUUUAGCUGUUUCAAAAAGUCAGACAACCGUAGCUUCCAAACACCAUUAGUAGGUCCAACUUCUCACUUCCACCCCUCAGUGACCCCAGAGCACUAAGUAUAGCUCCCCAUUCCAGCGCUACUUUAUCAGUGUUGAUAUGAAUGAGGAGAACAUCUAAACAUGAUCUAUUCCUGAAAACCACAAAUCAUCACAAUGACAUUGUAACACCCCAAAAACAUGAACAAGUGACGAGACUGCAACAAUUCCUAGUAGCGGAUUCUUGAAUAAUGCCAGACCCAUUAGGAGUAAAACCAUUGGCUGCACUAUAUAACGAAACAUGACCAGAGAUUGGGCUGGACCCAGUGACAGGCCUUGUCACCAAAGCUUGUCAGACUAAACAUGAGAAGGUUUAUUCAAGAAACCCAUCAAUUGUGGAGAAUUGUGUGAAUUUCACAUUUAAAGCCCAAAAGGUUGGAGAAAUAAUGAAUUAGAGAUUUUCUAAUACAGUAAAUUUAGGUUACAAUUUCCAAUUCUCUUAUAAAUUCACCCCAAUUCUCAGCCCAAUCAGUAAUUUUUAUUUUAUUUGUAGAGUUCCAACAUAUUCUUCUGAGAAUUAUUUUAUCUGAAUAUCUAACCAUACAAGCCUUUCUUAUAGUGGUUAUUAUUACAGUGUCAAUACAUUUUAUCUAACAAACAUCUUUACUCUCUUUGUCUUAGGAAAAACGAAAGGAUCAAAGUAAGUAAUAUUUCAAUUGAAUUCUAGAAAUUGAUAUGUAAUAAUAUUUUACCAAUACACAUGCAGGCUUACUGACUAAAAUUAGACUUUCAGCAAAUUAAAUCCAAAUGACAAAACCCGGUCUAAAAUAGCUGAGGUAUGCUAUACCUGAGAUAGAGAAUUUCUCCAUAUCAGCUACUUUCCCCUAAAUGUUGCCAUUUAGAUGUCACUUGGUUCCAAUUCAGAUUUAGUGAAUAAACCCACAAUCUCUAGACAUAGAGGUUAUUUCAGUAUAGAUUGCCUGGUCACCUUGCACUUUGUGGCCCUCGCUCUUUUCCCUCCUCGCCCUUCUGUUCUCCCCCUUGCUCUACAACCUUCUCAAUACCCCACCGAUCGACCCUUUUACUCAAUAGUCCAUAUCUUCUUCUCUUCCUCUCUGAUACGCAUACAAUUAAUAUGUCGCCUUUUAAAGAGUGCGCUUUGCCAGAGAAAUAGUUUCAUGCAAAAUUGACGUUGCAGUCCUGUGACUUUAGAAUCUUGAAACUGCUUAAAAAGCAAAAGAACCGGGCCUACAUAAAGAGUUAUUAGUAAUGACCCAGACUAUGUAAAGGGUUACUGGCUAUGGUACAGAGAGUAAAAAAAAAUAAUUGAACAUUAUAAGUCUGCCUUCCAGUUCUAAGAUGUCAAAGAACCAUUUUUAUUUCCUCCUUCUCUGUGUGAGAUCCAUCCAAUUUAUGCUGCAUGUCCAACUAGGACGGACUGUCUGCUCCCCUGGAGAGAGGCGAGCUUAGAAACGUCUCCUGUUAGCUCCACAGAUCGCUGCACACAGUCUGUGUAUACAAUGUGUUUAAAAAGUAUUGCAGAGAGCAUAAAUAUAAAUUUUGGAACUUAUCAGGUAUAAGCAGAACUCAAUAAAAACACAUAGGCUGUGUACACAUAGCUGAUGUGUUGUGUGGGUUUGUCUUAAUGACCUUCAGAGUGUUUUUCUGACCUGCUUGGAGACCCCCUGUGCCUGGCUUGUGGUUUAGAAUAAUAGGAGUAGUAAGUCCAAGUAGUUUGUAUUCUCCUGAGCUAGACCUGUGGUCCAGUAUGUAUUAUUUUAGUUCCAGCUCGCGGCUGUUGCUGUAUCCCCCUGUAUAUCCCGCCAGGUGCCGCUGUGCCGUUUAGGGAGGAAGGGUGGACUGGAUCUCAAAGGUGUCAGAAACAAAAGAGGACAGAUCGGUAAUCGUUCGCUCCUAUGCAUUUUGUGAGAGGUUUUCACUUCUUCAGAGAGCAUAGGCGAUUACCGACCUACUGCUAAGGCUCUAUAUACCCGUUCGGGUGGUAGGGUUGCCCUCUUGCGAUCAGGACUUUAUUCUCUAAGACAAACCUAAGGAUAUUAAUGAAAUACAUACAAAUCUAAAAGUAUAACAUUUAAAAAUAUAACAACAAUUUGAUCAUUGAAUGGCUUAAAUGGUGACAUUGUAUACUUUGUGCAUUUGUUUACAUAGUUGGGUAGCAAUUUCUUUUUUUAGGUUGUUGUUUUUUCUUUUUUGGGGGGUUGUUAGUCUCUAGGUAUUUUUAUUAUAGGAUUUUCCGUAUUAUUUUUACAUGCUACCCAACAUUUGUAAACAAAUGCACUGAGGAAACAAUUAUCGGAUUAAUGUGACCGAUUGCACUCAAUGUUUGCUGAUAUUUGCCCUUUAUGUAAUUCUUGUGGUUUUCAUAUUUAUUUUGCCAAUUUCUUUUAUUUCUCAUUAUCUUCAUACUGUAUUGGGUUUUAACUGACUGGAGAAUUUUAAAACCACAUUAAAUCUCUUUUUUCAGAUCUACUUUCUGUGGCUGUACUAUAAGCUAAAUUGAAACUCGGUGAGCAGCAGAUAAAACUGAAAGAACACAAUUGUAAUUCAUUCUGUCUUCACCCAAUGGACCAACCUGCAUGUUCCAUCCACCAAAGAAAUCAGUAUACAUCAUUCAACCUCCACACGGAACAAUGUGUGUCAUCCAACCAACAAACAGACCAACGUGCAUUAUCCAACCACCAAACAGACCAGCAUGCACCAUCCAACCACCAAACGGACCAGCAUGGGCCAUCCAACCACCAAACGGACCAGCAUGGGACAUCCAACCACCAAAUAGACCAACAUUUGUAAUCUUACAUCCAAACAGACCAGUAUGUACCAUCCAACCACCAAACAGACCAGCAUGUACCAUCCAACCACCAAACAGACCAGCAUGCACCAUCCAACCACCAAACAGACCAGCAUGGGCCAUCUAACCACCAAAUGGACGAACAUUUGUCAUCCUACCUCCAAACAGACCAGCAUGCUUCUGUCGGGCUCCCGCGGGCGGCUGCGAGGGGAUGCUGCACUCCGCUCGCAGUACUCACCCUCCAGCCGUCCGCGGUCCCCUCCGCCUCGUGGGUACGGCGAGCGGCGUCCUUCCAGCCUCGGAUGCCGCCCGCCGUUCCCUCCACGUCCCCCAGCGGCAGCAUGCAUGACGCUGCACGCUGGGAGACCGCCCAGGUUUAUACACGCCGGGGUCAGUCACCUGACCCGGCGUUAAAGGCACAGUGCCUCAAUCACAGUGGGAGGUCUAAAUAUCUCCCACGUGUGAUUGUUAAUUCUGAUUGGAAAUUAUCCAAUCAGAAUUAACCUG
Messenger RNA from Pelobates cultripes (western spadefoot toad), 9694 nucleotides. The record is from the annotation of a GenBank genome assembly. NCBI's taxonomy places the organism in Eukaryota, Metazoa, Chordata, Amphibia, Anura, Pelobatidae.